AUAAAGUCAGCGACGUCACUUCCUCUUUCUCUCUCUUACCCUGCUGCCGCCGCCAUGUCUCUCGUAAUCCCGGAGAAGUUUCAGCACAUUCUGCGUGUCUUGAACACGAACAUUGAUGGGCGCAGGAAGAUCGCCUUCGCCAUCACAGCCAUUAAGGGUGUUGGAAGGCGUUACGCUCAUGUAGUCCUGCGCAAGGCGGACAUUGACCUGUCUAAGCGUGCGGGAGAGCUGACAGAGGACGAGGUUGAGCGCGUGGUCACCAUUAUGCAGAAUCCUCGUCAGUACAAAAUCCCAGACUGGUUCCUGAACAGACAGAAGGACAUCAAGGAUGGCAAAUACAGCCAGGUCCUGGCCAACGGUCUGGAUAACAAACUCCGUGAAGAUUUGGAGAGGCUGAAGAAAAUCAAGGCGCACAGAGGCCUGCGUCACUUCUGGGGUCUGCGUGUAAGAGGACAGCACACAAAGACCACCGGCCGCCGUGGACGCACUGUGGGUGUGUCCAAGAAGAAGUAAAAUGUCUGCCUGUGCUGUUUGUGAAUAAAGUUCUUGUAAAACA
This is a messenger RNA of Nanorana parkeri, 556 nucleotides long. It is a transcript of the gene RPS18, whose product is annotated as ribosomal protein S18. Gene Ontology annotation, molecular function: RNA binding; structural constituent of ribosome. Gene Ontology annotation, biological process: translation. Gene Ontology annotation, cellular component: cytosol; ribosome; small ribosomal subunit. The record is from RefSeq and is a predicted model, not a curated record. NCBI's taxonomy places the organism in Eukaryota, Metazoa, Chordata, Amphibia, Anura, Dicroglossidae. The transcript has 6 exons. Bases 55 to 513 code for a protein of 152 amino acids.